Molecule: messenger RNA, 2193 nt
Organism: Menidia menidia (Atlantic silverside)
Lineage: Eukaryota; Metazoa; Chordata; Actinopteri; Atheriniformes; Atherinopsidae
Source: the annotation of a GenBank genome assembly
GCUCUCCUCUCAGGGGGGUGCGUUCUAUUUUUAUUCAGAAUGCCGCUGGCUCGCAGUCUGUCCGUCACGUCCCUCUCAGGACUGGAGGAAUGGGACGAGGAGUUUGAUCUGGAAGAUGCUGUUCUUUUUGAGAUCGCUUGGGAAGUCGCUAAUAAAGGCAAGUUGUCGGCUUAUCCUGUUGGAGGCAUCUAUACCGUCAUCCAGACCAAAGCCCGUCUGACCGCAGAGGAAUGGGGGGAGAACUAUUUCCUGGUGGGUCCCUACGUGGAGAGCAAUGUGCGUACACAAGUGGAGCUGAUAGAACCCACCAACCCUGUGCUGAAGAGGACCAUUGACAAAAUGAACUCCAGUGGUUGUAAGGUCUACUUUGGCCGAUGGCUCAUUGAAGGCAGUCCUUAUGUGGUUCUGAUUGACGUGGGAUUCACGGCCUGGUCUCUGGACCGCUGGAAGAGCGAGCUGUGGGAGCUUUGUGCCAUCGGCGUGCCCUGGUUCGACCGUGAGGCAAACGAUGCCGUACUGUUUGGCUUUCUGACAGCCUGGCUUCUUGGAGAGUAUGCAGCCCAGAGUGAGGAGCCUCCACAUGUCGUGGCCCACUUUCAUGAGUGGCUGGCUGGCCUGGGCCUGGUCCUGUGCAGACAGAGACAGCUCUCUGUUGCCACUAUCUUUACCACUCAUGCUACACUCCUGGGACGCUACCUGUGCGCUGGAAAUGUAGAUUUCUACAACAACCUUGCAAAGUUCAACUUGGAUAAGGAAGCUGGCGAUAGACAAAUCUACCAUCGAUACUGUAUAGAGCGGGCGGCGGCACACUGCGCCCAUGUCUUCACCACCGUGUCCCAAAUCACCGCUAUUGAAGCAGAGCACCUGCUCAAGAGGAAACCAGAUAUUGUCACUCCAAACGGACUCAACGUAAAAAAGUUCUCGGCCAUGCACGAAUUUCAAAACCUCCAUGCGCAAAGCAAGAAUAGGAUACAGGAGUUCGUCAGGGGACACUUCUAUGGCCAUCUUGACUUCAACCUGGACAAAUGCUUAUUUCUGUUCAUCGCUGGGAGGUACGAGUUCUCCAACAAAGGGGCGGACAUCUUCUUGGAGGCUUUAGCCAGACUAAACUAUCUACUGAGAGUUAACCACAGUGACGUGACUGUUAUCACUUUCUUCAUCAUGCCAGCUCGAACGAACAACUUCAAUGUGGAGACCCUCAAGGGUCAAGCCGUCAGGAAACAGCUCUGGGAUACUGCUCAGACCGUGAAGGAGCGCUUUGGGAAGAAACUAUACGAGUCACUGCUUGUCGGACAGCUGCCUGAUAUAUCCAAGAUGCUGGACAAAGAGGAUUUCACUAUUAUGAAGCGUGCCAUCUUUGCAACUCAGAGGCAAAGCCAGCCUCCAAUCUGCACCCAUAACAUGCUGGAGGACAGCAGCGACCCCAUCCUUAAUUGUGUCCGCCGCAUCGGCCUUUUCAACAGCUCCUCCGACCGAGUCAAGGUUAUCUUUCAUCCAGAGUUCCUUUCGUCCACCUCUCCUCUCCUUCCCAUGGAUUAUGAGGAGUUUGUUAGGGGUUGCCACCUUGGUGUCUUCCCUUCAUACUAUGAGCCAUGGGGUUACACACCAGCUGAGUGCACAGUCAUGGGAAUACCAUCCAUCUCAACUAACCUGUCGGGCUUUGGCUGUUUCAUGGAGGAACACAUAGCGGACCCCUCAGCAUAUGGCAUUUACAUCCUUGACAGGCGAUUCCGUGGGGUUGACGAGUCAUGCAACCAACUCACCUCCUUCCUGUUCCAGUUCUGCAAGCAGAGCCGGCGCCAGCGGAUCAUCCAGAGGAAUAGAACUGAGCGCCUCAGUGAUCUCCUGGACUGGAGAUACCUUGGCAGGUAUUAUAUAGCUGCCCGUCAUAUGGCCCUGGCUAAAGCCUUCCCUGACACCUACUUAUAUGAACCUCAAGAUCCCACCUCAACAUCAGGUUUCCGAUACCCACGCCCCGCCUCUGUCCCUCCAUCUCCGGCCCUGUCCCGCCACUCCUCCCCACACCACAGCGAGGCUGAAGACAACGACGAAGACGAGCACUACGACGAAGAUCUAGAAGCGGAAAAGGACCGAGUGAACAUCCGUCAACCCUACAACGUGCCGUUCAAAAACAAAACCGCUGCCGUGGUGGGAGCCAAUGGGGACGGCGAAGACGAGAGCGAGAAAAACUAA